GAUUGGAUCGCGUCGCCGUACCACGAAGUGCGUCGUCGCAUUGCAGCUAUUGACCAGGGCGAAAUCGCGCCCGAUGGAUCCUUCCUACCGGAUAAGAAGAAGCAGCUCGUUUGGCGGAGUAGUCUAGCCCCGUUGUGCGCACUAAACUACUCAAGUCGGCUGUUGGGAAGAGCUGGGCUAGCGUGCGUGUUAUUGACUGAGAUGAUGAGAACGAUAUUCGAUUUAAUCUUCUUGCUAUUGAAGAUCAUUGCCGGGAAGUAUCUCCUAAACUGUCGCUCUGUCUUUAUCUCGCAUCCGCUUGUGUGGAAAGAGGCUCAUCAUGCCGCACUAGUAUUGUCUGGGCCUGAAGCAAACUAUAUCGAGGUCGAUCAGGGGUUUACGGAUUUGUCGUGCAAGAUCGCUUACUUAAUCGAUAAAUCGCGAGACGCGGAGCGUACUGCUAAUAAUGCGGUGCGCACUUUCCGGGAUCGGUAUCUUACUCCUGCUGCCGAGUGA
Messenger RNA from Penicillium cinerascens, 495 nucleotides. Its product is annotated as Lipopolysaccharide-modifying protein. The record is from RefSeq and is a predicted model, not a curated record. NCBI's taxonomy places the organism in Eukaryota, Fungi, Ascomycota, Eurotiomycetes, Eurotiales, Aspergillaceae. The transcript has 3 exons. The annotation marks the transcript as partial.